Messenger RNA from Dicrocoelium dendriticum, 630 nucleotides. NCBI's taxonomy places the organism in Eukaryota, Metazoa, Platyhelminthes, Trematoda, Plagiorchiida, Dicrocoeliidae. The record is from the annotation of a GenBank genome assembly.
AUGGGUAUUUCUCGCAACAUUUCGGUUAUAAAUCAUCGCUUUUCUCUCGUCACCCUUACAGACAGCAGCAGCACUAAGCAUCCCAAAAAGAGCGAGUCAAUAACGCCUCAACAUGAAUCCGGUUACUUGUACGACGCUAUCAAAAUGCUUACACAGGGGGCCCGCUACUUUGUGAAAAUGUUGGAGGAAAUCAACAACAAAAAUUACAAGUCUGUGGCUGAAAUCCUCAGCAGACAUUCGAAUUCUCAAUUUAACUCUGCGGAUUACGACGCCAUGCUACAAACUUGGGUGCAGGUAGCCAAAGGGUCCGAAGAACUCUCGGAUGUAUUCCUCCAAAAAAUGGCAUCAUUGACAAUGCCGAAUAUGUCUGCUGAACACACAAGCACAUUGUUGUCCAGUUUGCGGCUGUAUAUCGAAUCCUACAUAACAGGCGUAUUAGCCCGACAGGAAACUCUGUUGCUUACAGCAUUUGACUUCGUGAACCAAACAAAGUUAACAAUGGAAGAACAUUCUUUACUUGAGAACCUUCUUGGAAUCAAUCAGGAAAUUCACACAGACUCGUUCAAAACAAUGAACACAUAUGUGCUAUUGAUCGAUCGUUUGGCGGAUGUUUCUCAAAAUUCGCGCUAA